CGAGCCCCGCCUCUUUGAUAUCCUAAACGCACUGUGUGAAGCAGAAACUAACCAACCACGGAGGAUGGACAGCCCCCCGGACACCAUCACCGGACAGCAUCAACGAAGAGCAUCACCGGAUAGCAUCAAAGUCUGCAUCUCAACACCGGUCGUUGGUGCGGGAUCAGCUACUGGGUGGGACUCUGCAGCCAGCUGGAGAGGUGACAGUUUGGAGAUUAGUGAGUGUGGCGUUUUGAUGAGAACAGCAUCGAUAACUUCUGUCCGGAUGCAUCAUUAGAUCCUACAUUUUUCAGAAAGUCUUUCAUGAACUGAAGGGAAACCAAGUCAUAGAUAAACGUGUUUAUUCCCACUCUGAAGUGCGUAACAAACGCUUUGCAAAGUGAGUUUCCUUACAGGCUGCACUACGCAGUUUAGCAGCAUGCAAACCAUGAAGCUGCUGAAGAAAGUUAGAGAUCUAAAAACGAACUGCGUCAGAUAGUCUGCUGCGACUAGACUGCAACCAUGUAGCCAGAUUGUUUUGGUUAUUCAUUCAAGAGUAUAUUCCAUUUGCAGUUACCAUGCAAGGCACUUUGAAGAGUAGCUCGUAGGUUGUGGUGAGCUAUAGGAGAUAGAAGCAGUAAAGAGAGAGGUUUAUUUGAGCUCCCAUCCACGCAGUUUUCAGCUUCUGAUACUCCAGACAAACAUGGCAAGACUACGGAGGAAAGCUUGCAUAGCCCUGUUUCUCUUUACGCUUUUUAUUUUUGGAGCCAUGAUGGGUCUGCGGACCCUGAAGCCCACUGACGGCUUUUCAGAUCUGGCUCCGGGCGUGGAGCUCGUGCCGAUGAUCGGGGGGAAGAUGGAUCGGAGAUCCGUGUCCCGUGAUGGCACUGCACCCACUGGUGAAGCCCAACCGGGAGCCAGCAACACCAAAGCAGUUUUGUCCAACUCCGGACCCGAGGGAACUAUAUUUUAUGACGUUCAUAUUUUUUACUACACCUGGUACGGUAACCCAAACUUGGACGGUAAAUACAUUCAUUGGGACCACAUACUGGUUCCUCACUGGGACAUCAAGGUAGCUUCCAGCUACCCGAGAGGGAGACACAUGCCACCCGAGGACAUCGGCUCCAGUUUCUACCCAGAACUUAAUCCGUACAGCUCGAGGGACCCGGACGUCUUGGAGUCCCACAUGGAGCAGAUCGGGGCAUCUGCUGCAGGGGUCCUGGUCCUGUCAUGGUAUCCUCCUGGCUUUGCUGACGACCACGGGGAACCCACUGAGGAUUUGGUACCAUCUGUACUGGAUGCUGCGUAUAGACACAACCUCAAGGUUGCAUUUCACAUCCAAACCUACAGAGGACGAAACGACCAGAGUGUGCACGAAAACAUCAAGUUUAUAAUUGACAGGUAUGGUGACCAUGGAGCCUUCUACAAGUAUACUACCAACACAGGAAAGAGCCUUCCUCUCUUUUACAUCUACGACUCGUACCUGACUCCUCCAGAGUCCUGGUCUGAAUUCCUGACUCCGACGGGCUCCCACAGUGUGCGAGACUCAGCCUAUGACUCCAUCUUCAUCGCCCUGAUUGUGGAAGAGCGCCACAAGCAUGACAUCCUCGCAGGGGGCUUUGAUGGCAUGUACACUUAUUUCGCCUCCAACGGUUUCUCUUUCGGUUCUUCUCACCAGAACUGGAAGGCAAUCAAGGCUUUCUGUGACGGCAACAAUCUCAUCUUCAUCCCCAGCGUUGGACCCGGUUAUAUCGACACUAGCAUCCGGCCGUGGAACAACCACAACAUGCGCAACAGGGUGAACGGUCGGUACUAUGAGACGGCCCAGCAGGCGGCACUCAAUGCGAGGCCAGAAAUCGUCACCAUCACUUCCUUUAAUGAGUGGCACGAGGGGACGCAGAUAGAGAGAGCGAUGCCCAAAAAAACAGUCACCCGUGUUUACUUGGACUAUCAGCCACAUGGACCCGAUCACUACCUGGAGUUGACCCGCCGCUGGGCAGAGCAGUUCAACAAAGAGAAGCAGCAGUGGCUCAUGUGAGCUUUAUCAGAAAGACUUGAAACGGCAUGCUAUGGUGAAGUGAUAGAACAAAAGACGGGGGAUGAUAUAAAUGUAGAUGGAUCCUUUGAGAUGUGAGUGCAUAAGGACAUGCUAUAACCUUCAACAAGGCCAGAUGUGCGAGUUUCUAUGCAUGCAUACGUUUGUGCACACAUGCUAAUCUGGCAGGUUAGGACACUGUGUCCUCAGUGCGACUUGUCCCGGUUGAGUUUUUGGGUAAAGCUGUAAUAAAAGGUUAUUCUGGGGAAGUUCUGAAAGGCUUUGUCGGCAGUCUCUUGCUCUUUUAAAAAAAAUGUAUGCAACUUAAUAAA
Eleginops maclovinus (Patagonian blennie) is the source of this 2346-nucleotide messenger RNA. Its product is annotated as glycoprotein endo-alpha-1,2-mannosidase-like protein. Gene Ontology annotation, molecular function: alpha-mannosidase activity. Gene Ontology annotation, cellular component: Golgi apparatus. The coding region runs from base 683 to 2017 and encodes 444 amino acids. Lineage: Eukaryota; Metazoa; Chordata; Actinopteri; Perciformes; Eleginopidae. The record is from RefSeq and is a predicted model, not a curated record. The transcript is spliced from 4 exons.